Messenger RNA from Eremothecium cymbalariae DBVPG#7215, 2781 nucleotides. RefSeq names its product coatomer subunit gamma (gene SEC21). NCBI's taxonomy places the organism in Eukaryota, Fungi, Ascomycota, Saccharomycetes, Saccharomycetales, Saccharomycetaceae. The coding region runs from base 1 to 2781 and encodes 926 amino acids. Gene Ontology annotation, cellular component: endoplasmic reticulum-Golgi intermediate compartment; COPI vesicle coat; endoplasmic reticulum. Gene Ontology annotation, molecular function: structural molecule activity. The transcript has a single exon. The record is from RefSeq and is a predicted model, not a curated record. Gene Ontology annotation, biological process: endoplasmic reticulum to Golgi vesicle-mediated transport; intracellular protein transport; intra-Golgi vesicle-mediated transport.
AUGUCGACGCAUACUUACAAGAAAUUUGAGGAGUCCAACGCAGGCGGGUUGCCUGACAAAAUGACAGUGUACCAAGACUGUCUUAACGAGUUCAAUGAAUCUCCCGUCAGUCCUAAGAAGUGUCGGUUAUUGCUUUCGCGAUUGUUGAAGUUAUUAUCUCAUGGAGACACUUUCCCGCCCAAUGAGGCAACGGCGUUGUUCUUCUCUAUAUCUAAGUUGUUUCAACAUCCUAAUAAUUCUUUGAGACAGGUUGUAUAUUUAGCGAUUAAGGAAUUAUGCAUGAUUUCAGAGGAUGUUUUGAUGGCUACGUCAUCUAUUAUGAAGGAUGUUCAGAAUGGAUCAGAUUUGGUGAAGCCAAAUGCGAUCCGUUCGUUAACAAGGGUUCUUGAUGAGUCUACGGCUUUUUCAGCAGAGAGGUUAUUCAAAAGCGCUGUAGUGUCGAAGGAUCCUUCAAUUUCCUCAGCUGCUUUGGUUUCAUCAUAUCAUCUAUUGCCUAUUGCAGAGUCAACUGUGAGAAGGUAUGCAAAUGAAAUGCAAGAGACGGUAUCUGAUUUGAAAACUCAUCAGCAUACUGGCAGUUCUACCGAGUAUUAUCGAGGAUCGUCUUAUAUGUCGCAAUAUCAUGCUUUGGGGUUAUUGUGCAAGCUAAAAUCUCACGAUAAAGUAGCAAUGAUGAAAUUGGUUCAACAGUUUAGCUCUGGAAAUAUCUUACGUGAGCAAUUGGCCCAGAUUCAAUUAGUCAGACUAGUUCAUGAAUUGUUGGUAAUGGACAAUCAAUUAAUACCAGAAUUUGUACCAUUGCUAUCCAAUUGGGUAUCUAGUGGACGUCAAUCCGUUCAGCUUGAAACAUGCAAGUUGAUCUCAGCUUUAGCAAUCCACAUGCCAACUGAUCUAUUUGAUAGUAUGAUACGAACUUUACAAAUGAUGCUUGCGGUGCCUCAUGUAUCUUUCAGAUUUGCUGCGGUUAGAUUGUUGAAUAAAAUUUCCAUGUCAGCUCCUGAAAAGAUUGUCAUCUGUAACCCCGAGCUGGAAUCACUUAUCAAUGAUAGUAAUCGGAAUAUCUCCACAUAUGCAAUUACUACUUUGUUAAAGACUGGUACCUCAAAAAACAUCUCUUCCUUAAUUAAUACGAUUACUAAGUUUAUCCACGAUGUUUCAGAUGACUUUAAAGUUAUAAUUAUUGAUUGUAUUCGGACGUUGUCUUUGAAGUUCCCUGGAGAAUGGAAGAACCUAUUGUCGUUCUUGAUCGAUACUUUAAAAAGUGCUGAUGGUGGGUUUCAAUUUAAAAAUAGUAUUGCUGAGGCCUUAUUUGAUCUAAUUCAUUAUGUUCCAGAAUCAAAAGAACAGGCACUAGAGCAUUUGUGUGAUUUCAUUGAGGAUUGUGAGUUUAGUGAAAUCUUGGUUAGAAUUCUACAUCUAUUGGGUAAGGAGGGUCCAAACACUAGCAAACCAUCCUUAUUUGUGAGGCACAAUUAUAACAGGGUCGUACUAGAUAAUUCUAUCAUAAGAUCGGCUGCUGUGAGUGCUUUAUCAAAGUUUGCCUUGACAAAAGGUGAUCCAACAUUGGGUCCCUCUAUUGAGAUCCUGUUGAAAGGUAUCGAAAUUGACCACGAUGAUGAAGUGAGAGAUAGAGCCACGAUUGCAUUGAAGUUAAUUAACACCUCAAAAACGGAUCCUAUUGUCGCGGAAGAAUUUAUUAAACCAACAUAUGGCUAUGAUCUUUAUGCUCUGGAAAGUAAAUUGGCUCAAUACUUACAUGAAAAUCCAGAUGGAUUUACUAGUCCUUUCGAUGCAUCUACAAUUCCUAAAUAUACUGAAGACGAAAUAAAGGCCAUUGAAUUGAAAGAGAGGCAACAAAAGAUGCUCGCUGCUACAGAAGGCACUAGUGUUAAUAAUAGCUCCUUGGCUGGUGACAGUAGUGCCCCUAAAGCUACGCAGGAUUCCUUAAUAGAAACAUCUGAUGAUGAGACAUUGAGUUUGAAAUAUGCUGAACAGAUAAAUGCUAUAGAAGAAUUUUCAUCGUUUGGUACAAUUAUUAAUAGUUCAAAGCCUGUGUCUUUGACUGAACCAGAGGCAGAAUUUACCGUCUUUGGAGUCAAACAUUUGUUUGAGGAUCAUGUAGUAUUACAAUUUAACAUCACAAACACUUUGAAGGAUGUUGGCUUAGAAAAUGUGGUUGUUGUCUGCAACACUGAGGCUGACUCUAAUGAAAUAGAGGAGGAAUUUACUAUUCCUGUGGACAGGUUGUUACCUCAUGAAGUUGCUUCCUGCUAUGUCUCCUUUAAAAGGCCCAAUAAAACCGCAACAUACGGAUUCUUUAAUACCAUCAAUUUCACCACACUAGAAUUAGAUCCAGCUACUAAUGCACCUUUUGAAGGCGAUGAAGGCUUCCAGGAUGAAUACGAGAUUGACACAUUGUACUUACAGGCUGGUGACCAUAUUAAACCAUACUUUGUCGGAAAUUUCUCUGCAGUUUUGGACGAGUUACCUUAUGAGCAGGUCGCUGUUUAUAACCUCAAACAAUCUAAUUCUUCAUUACAAGACCUCGUUAAUAAGUUGGUGGUUUCCACUAACUGUCUGCCAUUGGAAAACUCUCAGUUUGUUUCUAGCGAGACUAAUUCACAUACACUAAAAUUGUUUGGUAAGAAAGUAUUCACUGAUGACCGCGUUGCUUUGGUUGUGGGGAUGAUUAAGAGCAAAAAGGGUACUGCAUUGAAGGUGCAAUGCAAAUGUGAUGAUGAGAGCUUCUGUGUAGAUCUUGCCAACGAAUUGAUUUUGUGA